AUGGCCCAGAUCGUGAGUUUCGCCUUGCCCCCGUUGCAUAAUGCAAGACUAAAAAAAUCCAAAGUGCCGUCGUCGAAUUUACACAAUGUCCAACCGUCUGUCGAUGACUCUAUUGAGACUAGUCCUGCUGAAGGGCUGACGCCAGAAAGAGGUAACAGCCUCCGACAGGACGGAACAUGGGGUGAACGAGACGUGGGUGGCCCACUCAGUCGGGAGGGUGCCAUGGCAGACUUUGAUGAGAUGAGGCGAGAAUUGACCAAACUGAGCCUGCAAAGAACCCGGACCCGCGACUCGGAUAAACGGCCUAGCCUGGCAUCGAGGGCUCGCACACGCACCUCAGUUGCAAGGAGGAGGACUCGCUCCGAGAGAGCAGAGAGCGUGGCGACUGUGUCGACUCUGGACGAAGACGACCAUGGCGAGUUCAGCAGUGAAGACGAUCUCGAUCUCGGCGAUUUUCUCAGGGAAGGCCGUUUUGAGAAGCGUACAGAAGCCGGCGACUCGACGAAGAAAGUCGGUGUCACAUAUAAAAACCUGACCGUGAAGGGAGUGGGUGCGCAAGCAACAUUCACCAGGACCUUGCCUGAGGCCAUCAUGGGGACCUUUGGUCCUGACUUGUACCAUCUAGCGUGCAGAUUUAUACCGUCGCUCAAGUUUGGGAAGGCACCACCUACAAGAGAUCUCAUCCAUGACUUCACCGGCGCGGUGCGCGACGGAGAGAUGAUGUUGGUUCUGGGCCGUCCUGGCGCGGGGUGCUCGACGUUCCUCAAAGUGCUCGCCAACCAGCGCGAUACCUUUGCAGCGGUCGAGGGCGAGGUCGAGUACGGGGGAAUAUCCGCUGAAGAGCAGCGAAAACGAUACAGGGGCGAGGUCAAUUAUAAUCCCGAGGAUGAUCAGCACCUCCCGACCUUGACUGUCUGGCAGACUUUGAGGUUCGCGUUGAUGAAUAAGACGCGGAAGCACGACGCCAACUCUAUUCCCGUGCUCAUCGACGCCCUGUUGAAGAUUUUCGGUAUUUCUCACACGAAGGGUACUCUCGUCGGUAAUGAAUACGUCAGAGGUGUUUCCGGGGGUGAGAGGAAACGUGUUGGCAUUGCUGAGACUUUGGCGACAAAAUCAACGGUGGUCUGCUGGGACAAUUCGACUCGAGGCCUUGACGCGUCGACCGCACUUGACUAUGCGAAAUCUCUGCGCGUCAUGACCGAUAUCUCCAACAGGACCACAAUCGUGACGCUCUAUCAAGCUGGCGAGGGCAUCUACGAGUUGAUGGACAAGGUUUUGGUGAUCGAGGAAGGCCGCAUGAUUUACCAAGGCCCAGCCCAGCUUGCUCGGCAAUAUUUCAUCGAUCUCGGAUUCAAGGCUCCUGAUAGACAGACCACAGCGGACUUUCUGACCUCCGUUGGGGAUCCCAACGAAAGACAAUUUCAACCAGGAAAGGAAGCCUCCACGCCCAAAACCGCUGCCGAACUCGAAGCCGUUUUCCGAAAAUCGGACAUAUACAAGAAUUCACUGGUUGAUGUCGAAAACUAUGAGGUGGACCUGGAGACUAGUGAUUGUCAGAAGACGCGAAGAUUCCAGAAGGCCGUGGAAGAGCAGAAGAGUAACAGUAAGCUCAUCUCCACUCGGUCUAGCUACACCGUGUCUUUCUGGCGCCAGGUCCUGGCGUGUACCCUACGAGAAUUCUGGUUAUUCUGGGGCGACAAGACCAGUCUAUACACGAAAGCAUUCAUCAUCGUUGCCAACGGUCUCAUCGUUGGUUCGCUGUUCUAUGGUGAAAGUCUUGCCACCGAUGGUGCUUUCCCUCGUGGUGGUGCUCUUUUCUUCUCGAUCCUUUUCCUCGGCUGGCUCCAGAUGACGGAACUGAUGAGAGCCGUUGGUGGUCGAGUGGUGGUAGCCAGGCAUCGCGACUAUGCCUUUUACCGCCCCAGUGCGGUCGUCAUUGCUCGAGUCCUGCUUGACAUCCCAGUACUGGCGGUCCAGGCGAUCGUCUUCACCGUCAUCCUAUAUUUCAUGGCACAGCUGGAUGCACAGGCCGGGAAGUUCUUCAUCAACCUCCUCUUCGUUUUCGUCAGUACUCUAUCCAUCACUGCUCUCUAUCGGAUGUUUGCGUCACUGAGUCCGACGAUCGACGAUGCGGUGCGCUUCAGUGGAAUUGCUCUCAACCUUUUGGUCGUGUUUGUCGGUUAUACUAUUCCCAAACGAACUCUUACUAGUGAUGUGAUAUGGUUCGGCUGGCUUUACUACGUCAAUCCCGUCUCCUUUGCAUAUGAAGCUGUUUUAACGAACGAGUUUUCUGGCCGUACCAUGGAAUGUUCACCCUCAAAUUUGAUUCCCCAAGGACCAGGCGUCGACCCCGCUUACCAAGGAUGUUCGCUGCCUGGCUCAACUUUAGGAAGCAAUACGGUAGGUGGCGACGCAUAUUUCGAGACAUCUUUUGGCUACUCCCGUUCGCAUCUCUGGCGCAAUCUCGGUGUCCUCAUCGCUUUUACUGCACUGUAUAUCCUCGUCACUGCCUUUGCUUCUGAGGUCUUCUCAUUUGCUGCUGGCGGAGGUGGUGCAUUGGUCUUCAAAAGGACGCGCAAGGCCAAGAAGAUGGUGACUGAGGAGCAGAAGCCUGCAGACGAGGAGAAGGCAACAACUCCGGCAGAACCCUUGUCCGUUGGAUCGUCGGAUACCAUACAAAGUGGGAAGGACAUGGUGGUUACCGAUAUCGCCAAUGGCAAAAGUGUCUUUACCUGGGAGAACGUCCAAUAUGAAGUCCCCUACCAAGGCGGUAAGAGGAAAUUACUUAAUGGAGUGAACGGAUACGUCAAACCAGGAGUCAUGAUCGCCCUUAUGGGUGCCAGUGGUGCGGGCAAGACAACCUUACUCAAUACACUUUCGCAACGGCAAACCCUUGGUACCGUCUCCGGAGAUAUGCUGGUGGACGGGAAGCCGCUCGGUGUGGAGUUUCAGCGUGGCACUGGGUUCUGUGAACAAAUGGAUCUCCACGACGAAACCGCCACCAUUCGCGAAGCGUUGGAGUUCUCUGCCAUCCUCAGACAAGACCGGGACGUCCCAAAGCAGGAGAAAUUGGACUAUGUCAACAAAAUCAUUGAGCUCCUAGAGUUACAGGACAUCCAGGAUGCUAUCGUCGGUUCAUUGGGUGUCGAGCAGAGAAAGAGACUGACCAUUGGUGUGGAAUUGGCAGCGAAACCCGAGCUGCUACUUUUUCUCGAUGAACCAACCAGCGGCCUUGAUUCUCAGUCAGCAUUCUCGAUUGUGCGGUUCUUGAAGAAACUCUCCAAGUCGGGGCAAGCCAUCAUCUGUACAAUUCAUCAGCCUUCUUCUAUGCUCAUCCAACAGUUCGAUAUGGUGCUUGCUCUCAACCCUGGCGGCAAUCCGUUUUACUUCGGUCCUGUUGGCGACAAUGGCUCGGCCAUCAUUGACUACUUCGCCAAACGAGGAACGCAAUGCCCACCUAACAAAAACGUCGCCGAAUUCAUUCUCGAGACCGCUGCCAAGGGUGGAUCCAAGAUCAACGGGAAGCGAGUCAACUGGAAUAAGGAAUGGCUGGAAUCGGAACAAAACACCGAGAUGCUCAAGGAGAUUCAACGUCUUAAAGAGUCGCGAUCCAAGGAGCCAUCCAAGGCGGCGAGUGCGCAACACGCCUUCGCGGCACCCAUCGCCAUUCAAACAAUGGAAGUCACAAAACGCACAUUUCGUCAAUACUGGCGGGACCCAUCCUAUCUCUACGCCAAGCUGUUCGUGAGCGUGAUCGUCGGCAUCUUCAACGGGUUCACGUUCUACAACCUCGACAAUAGCGUCGCAUCGCUGCAGUCCCGCCUUUUCACGCCUUUCCUCAUCCUUCUCAUCCCACCCACCAUCGUCAAUGGCGUAGUCCCAAAGUUCUACCAGAACCGCGCACUGUGGGAGGCCCGAGAAUACCCGAGCCGCAUCUACGGCUGGUUUGCCUUCUGCACUGCACAGGUCGUCGCCGAAAUCCCUAUGGCAAUUAUCUCCUCCGUCGUCUACUUCCUACUAUGGUACUACCCCACCAACAUGCCGCGCGACAGCAGCACGGCAGGAUACAUGUUCCUGAUGACGAUGCUGUUCUACUUCUUCAUGUCGAGCUGGGGCCAGUGGAUUUGCGCAUUCGCGCCCAGCUUCAACGUGAUCAGCAACGUGCUCCCAUUUUUCUUCGUCACCGUGUCCAUCUUCAACGGCAUCGUCAGACCCUACGCCCAGCUGCCGGUCUUCUGGCGCUACUGGAUGUACUGGAUCAACCCCAGCACGUGGUGGAUCAACGGUGUCCUAGCCGCGACGGUUCGCGGGCUCCCAAUUCAAUGUGCUGAAGGUGAAGCUACGCUCUUCAACGCUCCCCCAGGCGAGACCUGCAACUCGUACGCGGGCGAUUUUGUCAGGACCACCAUGGGCUACAUCGAGACCACCGCGAACGGCACGUGUGCCUACUGCCCCUACGCCACCGGCGACGAAUACCUCUCGACACUGAACGUCCGUGGUAGCGAGAAGUGGCGUGACUUCGGAAUCUUUCUCAUCUUCGUCUGCUCCAAUUGGCUGCUGGUGUACUUCUUCAUCUACACUGUUCGGGUCAGGAAGUGGAGCUUUGGAAUGGGGCAGUUGUUUACUGCCGCAGGGAAGCUUGGGCGGAUUUUCAAGCGGAAUUAA
Molecule: messenger RNA, 4665 nt
Organism: Exophiala aquamarina CBS 119918
Lineage: Eukaryota; Fungi; Ascomycota; Eurotiomycetes; Chaetothyriales; Herpotrichiellaceae
Product: ATPase
Exons: 2
Coding region: 1-4665 (1554 amino acids)
Biological process (GO): transmembrane transport
Cellular component (GO): membrane
Molecular function (GO): ABC-type transporter activity; ATP hydrolysis activity; ATP binding
Source: RefSeq, a predicted model, not a curated record